Messenger RNA from Paramuricea clavata, 462 nucleotides. Lineage: Eukaryota; Metazoa; Cnidaria; Anthozoa; Malacalcyonacea; Plexauridae. The record is from the annotation of a GenBank genome assembly.
AUGAAUGUUCAAUUUUUUCUAGCUCUGGUUAUUGCAGUGGGGUUUGUAGCCGGUCUCGAAGCGAAGUGCUGCAAGAGAAAAGGACCUAUCUGCUGUGGAAAUGGCAAAUGCGAUGCGCUCUGCUGUAAUUGUGAUGGUGGAUGCAACGCACAUUGCGAACUGGCCGACGUUAAUGGCUGUAGCCCGUUGCAGUGGUUAGAAUGUGCGGGCAUUGUGGCAGCAUGUGCAGUUGCUUGCGCUGAUCCUGAGGAUCCGUUGUGUCGUGAGUGCCUCGGUCCGAUGUAUGACGUAUGUGUGGGUUGUCUUUCACUGGACGUUGAUAGACAAAGAGCUCUUGAUGACACCAAAUACAUGUUGGAUGCUUAUCAUAAGAAGAUUUUACCCUAUAAUAUAUACCUUGGAGAAAUAUUGAAAAGAGCUGAAGAGAAGUCAACAAAGAAAAAAAAAACGAACUUUAAGUAA